Messenger RNA from Lolium rigidum, 1314 nucleotides. Its product is annotated as p21-activated protein kinase-interacting protein 1-like. Bases 31 to 1314 code for a protein of 427 amino acids. Gene Ontology annotation, molecular function: protein binding. NCBI's taxonomy places the organism in Eukaryota, Viridiplantae, Streptophyta, Magnoliopsida, Poales, Poaceae. The transcript is spliced from 4 exons. The record is from RefSeq and is a predicted model, not a curated record.
GCGGCUCUCGCUUCCUCCCCUCCGUCUCCGAUGGCUCUCGUCGCCGGCUCCUACGAGCGCUUCAUCUGGGGCUUCUCCCUCAAGCCCAUCACCGCCACAGCCCCCUCCUCCGACGGAACCCUAGCCCUCGCCCCGCUCUUCUCCUACCCGGCCCACGCGGGCCCCAUCCGCUGCGUGGCGGCCGCGCCGCGCGCGGGGCUGGCGGCCUCGGGCGGCGCCGACGACUCCGUCCGCCUCUACGACCUGCCCACCGCCGCCGACCUCGGCCCGCUCCUCGACCCCUGCGCCGCCGUCUCCGCGCUCGCCUUCCACUCCAUCGGGCCCGUGCCCCGCAACCUCCUCGCCGCCUCCGACGACGGCCUGCUCCACCUCUACGACGCCGACGGCUUCGCGCUCCUCAGCUCGCUCCGCGUCUUCCCGCGGGGCCGCGAGGCCGCCGACGCCGUCGCCGUGCACCCCUCCGGCCGCGUCGCGCUCGCCGUUGGCCGCGCGGGGGGUCUCGCCAUGCUCAACCUGCUCCGCGGCCGCCGCAGCUUCGCCUGCCGCCUCGAGCGCCCCGCGUCGGCCGUGGCUUAUGCGGAGGACGCCGCCGGCGGGGACCGAUUCGUGAUGGCCGCCGAGGAGAAGGUCACCGUGCAUGACUCCGAGGACGCCAGGAUCAUUCAUGAGAUGCGCUGCGACAAGAGGGUGCUCGCCUUCGCCCCAGCCAAGAAUGGAGUACUUUACACUGGAGGCGAGGAUCGUGGUAUUACUGCUUGGGAUCUGUCCAGCGGCAAGGUUUCAUCGCGCAUUGAGGGCGCUCAUUCAACUCGUGUAAAAGGGAUUGUUGUUUUCGAUAACCGGAAUGACGGGUCUGAAGUGAGCACUCUAGUUGCUUCGGCUUCAUCCGAUGGCGUCAUAAGGAUCUGGGAUGCCCGGAUGAUUGGAAAUGAGAAGCCUACUCCAGUAGCAGAGGUCAACACAAAAGCAAGGAUAACAUGUCUUGCUGGGUCAUCAUUGAAAUACAUGGGGAUUUGGGAGAAGGUUGCCACGCUUGCGGCGGCGCCAACCCUGGACCCCGCCAACUGGGAGGUGCACCCAAGGGUCGUGGACUGGAUGUGCAGCCUGGCCGCGGGGCUGCCAAACGCUGAAGCCUCCCGGGUGCGGUCAUGUGCUAUGCUUGUCCUCUGGCACAUUUGGCUAGAGCGUAACGCCCGUACCUUCCGUGCGUUCACCUCGACGGUGGUGUCUUUGCUCGCCAAGAUUGCUGACGAGGCCGCGACUUGGGACCUAGCGGGCGCGAAGAUCUCCACACCUCGCCGAGUAGUUGUCUAG